Molecule: messenger RNA, 1736 nt
Organism: Sitophilus oryzae (rice weevil)
Lineage: Eukaryota; Metazoa; Arthropoda; Insecta; Coleoptera; Curculionidae
Product: cyclin G
Exons: 4
Coding region: 298-1230 (310 amino acids)
Biological process (GO): regulation of cyclin-dependent protein serine/threonine kinase activity; mitotic cell cycle phase transition
Cellular component (GO): nucleus; cytoplasm; cyclin-dependent protein kinase holoenzyme complex
Molecular function (GO): cyclin-dependent protein serine/threonine kinase regulator activity
Source: RefSeq, a predicted model, not a curated record
AACCGGCAAGUACCACCAUGCGCUUGCGUAGAAAAUGGAUGUACUCUGUGAGCAAUUUAUGUCGUAUUACUUUUUUGUUGUCAUUUGUCAUUGAAUAUUUUAAUUGAUCCUAUUUUUGGUGAAUUAAAAGUAAUUCCCUUCUAAGGUACAUCCUAAGGGAUACUACUCCUUUCUCAGAGCAUCCGGGUAAUAGACCUGCCUCUGCUUUUGCCAUAACCGAUUUUUCUUAGUAAAGAAACGGUGUGGAAUGGUAGAAUUUGUUUAGUGAUCUUGAAACCAAGAACUACUUCUGCUACCAUGGACAAAAGAAGGGGCCGGUCUCUUCCGGAUGCUAUGCUGCUGAAACCACUAGCUUUCAACUUAGAAGAGGCCUUACAAGUAGAAAACAUCUACAGACCAAAUUUAGCAUCAGUUAGUUCUGCUGACUAUAAACCUGGAGGAGUAACAUUGUCUUCAAGGGAUGGGGCUGUGAAAAAUUUACGUUUCUUACGAAUAUGGUUGGAUCUACCACACAAUGUAUUCUUUACUGCUGUAUCUUAUUUAGAUAUGUUUCUUUCCAGAAUGAAGGUGCAAGAAAAAUUUCUAAAAUGCCUUACAUUGAGCUGUCUCUAUCUGGCCGCUGAUACAGAAAACAGCAAAAUUAAUGUGGACAAUCUUGUGAAAAUUUCUCAAAGUAAAUGCACCUCUAGAGAUGUGGUUCGGAUGGCAAUCAUUGUAAAAGAAAAGACGAAAAAUCCUGAAGGAAGUAAAGCAACAACCCCCAGUGACUUUUUAAAGAUCUACUUAGAGAUUUUAAAAUUUUUUACCAAUCAAUGGGAACAUAUUAUAUCAAGAGAUAUGUUUCAAAUUCGAGAAAACAUGCUAAUUCUACUUGAAGUUCUUCUGUCUGAUAGCAGCACUGCUUAUUUCCGGUCUUCGGCAUUAGCCCUAAUAAUUUUUCAAAUGGAGGUUGAGAAGAUUAUGGCAAAAGGUCUACCAAAUAAAUCUUUAUACUUCUUAGGGGAAGUCUUGCAAUUUUUGUCUAUAGUGAGGGAAAUUCAGCUUAAGUGUAAGAUCAGAAAUGUUGAAUUAAAAAAUUGCUAUAUUCAAAUAGCAAAAGUGCUGAAACAGUAUGAGAGUGAGAAAAACACAAAAAGCCACCAGAAGAUGACAUGGAAUUUUUCUAAGUCAACGAUCCAAACAUGCAAACGUCCCGGUUAUUAUUCCAACUUCCAGACAAUUAAGGAAUAAAUUUACCUCUAAGGGUACAUCCAGGCUUGUGUGUGAUUUAUGGCUAGCGAUAAAUCGCUCGCAAGUAUGACCAUACUCUUAUACAUUUACAAAACUCAAAAGAAAUAUUAAGUUACUUUUAUUUUGUACCACAUACCUUCAGCUUUAGUUAAAUAAUUAUUAUUGUUUAGAGUUACUUGUGUCAUUUAUUUUUAAUUAUGUAAAUGUCUAAAAGUGAUUAAAAUGUGAAAAAAAGUUUAAAAUUAUAAUUUUGUAAAAAAAAUAUAUAAAAAUUUAUAAAUAUGAAUGUAUAAAAAAAACAAAUUCAUUUAAAAUGAAAAAAAUAUAUCUAGAUUGUAAUUGUGCUUUAUCGUACUUUUUAGAUAUGUAUUUAAGCCCCUUUUCAAAGAAAUGUUACUAGUCUUUAUGUUAAAAAAAUCUUUGUUACCUUUCUUCACUGUAAUAGUAAAAUGAUUAAUUUUUUUGUUACAUAUUAAAUAAAAAGCACUGCGAUCAUUUUUAAUAGA